Messenger RNA from Camellia sinensis, 691 nucleotides. Lineage: Eukaryota; Viridiplantae; Streptophyta; Magnoliopsida; Ericales; Theaceae. The record is from RefSeq and is a predicted model, not a curated record.
UUUCAAAUCAUUUCAUCUUCAAAAUUCUUUGAACACGGGCAUGCAGAGAACUGAAGUCCGAACAUGAAGAGAACCUGCCAGAAAAAGAUUAACAAUCUCAACAAAAUACUAGAACCCACAUCCGUAAAUUCAACUAUCCAUUUACUUUGCCACUUGGGAAUAUUACAAGAUGCUCUAAAACUCAUCUUCUCUAACCCAACCCACUCGGAUUAUUCUCUGUAUUCAAAAAUUUUGCAGCUUUGCAUCCACAGAAAGGCAAAAAUGGAAGGCCGUUUGAUUCAUGGUCAUCUUUUAACCAAUGGGCUUUAUUCAAAUGCAUAUUUAAACACAAAUUUAUUUAUAUUCUAUUCGAAGCUCAGUGACAUGGUUAACUCCCGUAAAGUGUUCGAUAGAAUGUCUGAGAGGAGUUUGGUCACUUGGACAGCGUUGGUAUCUGGGUAUUCUCAAAAUGGGGACUCAGAGGAAGCUCUUGUAGUGUUUUCAGCAAUGCAUAGGAUUGGUGUUAAUGUCAAGGCUAAUCAGUUCACUUAUGGGAGCACUUUGAGGGCGUGUACGAGUAUGAUGUGUUUGGACAGAGGGAAGCAAAUUCAAGGAUGUAUUCAAAAGAGUAGACUUGUUAAGAACUUGUUUGUGCAGAGUGCAUUGGUUGAUUUUGUUGUUUAAAUUGGGUAAUUGAAACAAAAUAAAUAAA